AUGGGCAAACCCACCGCCUUACCCAAGAACUGGCCGCCAUCACUCCCUUACCUCCAGGAGCCCUGCUUCGCGCCCCACGUCACCAAAGCGCAGCAGCAGAUCCUCCGGACCCGGCCCCGGCCCCGGGACCCGGAAUCCGGAUCGACGGAGACGGAGAUGGGGGCGGACGCGGACAUCAUACCGCGGGACUUCCCGCGCGGGCCCUCGUCCCUCGCCCGCAUCCUCCCCAUCACCGCGCCCGAGUCGCACCCGGCGCGCGGCCAGUCCGGGCUCUUCGCCGCGCGCCCGCUCCCGCCGGGCACCCUCGUGCUGCCGUACUACGGCGUCGUGCACUCCUCCUCCUCGCCACACGCCACCGCCCACCACCACGAGCAGCAGUCCGACUACGACCUAUGGCUAGACCGGGACGCGGGGCUCGCCGUGGACGCGGCGCGCGCGGGCAACGAGGCGCGCUUCGUCAACGACUACCGCGGGGUCGCGGCGCGGCCCAACUGCGAGUUUAGGGAGUGCUGGGACCUGCGGCGCGGCGAGAGGUGCAUGGCCGUCUUCGUCCUGCGCGCCGGGAAGAAGAACGCGGGGAACAAGAAGGCCGCAGCUGGGGUCGCCAAGGGGGAGGAGCUCCUGGUUAGUUACGGUAAGGGGUUUUGGAGUAAGAGGAGAGACGAACUUCGGGAUCACGAGGGCGUACCUGAUGACGUACCUGAUGACGAGGCUCCUUCUUGA
Molecule: messenger RNA, 723 nt
Organism: Daldinia caldariorum
Lineage: Eukaryota; Fungi; Ascomycota; Sordariomycetes; Xylariales; Hypoxylaceae
Exons: 1
Coding region: 1-723 (240 amino acids)
Molecular function (GO): protein binding
Source: RefSeq, a predicted model, not a curated record